AUGAGUGAAUCACGACGGAGUAUUAUUAGUAUUGUUGGAACUACAGGUGUAGGGAAGUCACAAUUUAGUAUUGAUUUGGCUGAGGCUAUAGGGGGAGAAAUCAUCAAUGCAGAUUCAAUGCAAAUAUAUGAACGGGUACCGAUUAUCACCAAUAAGCAUCCGGUCAAUGAAAGGAAGGGGAUCCCUCAUUAUGUCAUGGAUCAUGUUGGAUGGAAUGAAGAAUAUUUCAUUCAUAGAUUUUCCAAGGAAGCAGAAGAUGCCAUUGACACUAUUUACUCCAAGGGAAAGAUUCCAAUUAUAAUUGGAGGCACUCAUUAUUAUUUGCAACAAUUGCUUUUCAAGAAUAAGACUAUUGGAAAUGAAGAUUCGAAUGAAGGAAGUGAAAGGCCAUUGACGGAUGAGCAAAAGAGUCUUCUCAAUGGACCUGUGGAAGCCAUUUAUUCCAAGCUUGAAGAGGUUGAUCCUGUAAUAGUGCAAAAGUUCCAUCCUCAAGAUAAGAGGAAACUUGCUCGAGCAUUAGAAGUAUAUUUCACUACUGGGAAGAAGACCUCCGACAUUUAUAAAGAGCAGAAACUAAAUGAACUUGAAGAGUCAUCUUUGAAAUAUAAUACGCUAUUAUUUUGGGUUUAUUCAGAUACCAAAGUCUUACACGAACGAUUGAACAAAAGAGUUGAUACCAUGAUGGAAACAGGAGCUCUUGGAGAAAUUGAUGAACUUUAUGAGGUUUAUAAACGAUUAGACCCACCACCGUCUUGUUCCAAUGGAGUGUGGCAAGUCAUUGGGUUUAAGGAAUUUUUGCCUUGGUUAAUAGGGAAUAAAGAAGAUCCCAAGCUAUUUGAAGAAGGCGUGGAAAGAAUGAAGAUUCGUACUAGACAAUAUUCCAAGUAUCAGGUUAAAUGGAUUAAAAAGCUUCUCAGUGUCGAGCUUCAAAAGGAGUCACAGUUUGGGUUUCAAAAUGGUGGGAAAUUAUAUUUAUUAGAUGCUUCGGACUUAAGCCAUUGGAAUGAAUCUGUUAGAGAUAGAGGCAUUGAGAUUACCAAACAAUUUGUGGAGCAUGGACCAUUAGGAGUCAAGGAGCCUGAAAAACCUCAAGGGAUAUCCGAUGAAAUCUUUCCUACUACGGAGUUCAUCCAAAGUUUCCCCAGCAAUAAGAAACUUGGAGCAGAAACUGAUUGGAAGCACUAUGAGUGUAAUGUUUGUGAAGAUAAAGAUGGUCGACCAUUAAUUGCCGUUGGGACUUUUAGAUGGGAAGAACACUGUAAGAGCAAGAGGCAUCGUAAGAAGGUUCAGGGCAUGAUUAAACGACAGAAAUUGGAAAUAAAUAGAGACAAUUAA
Molecule: messenger RNA, 1335 nt
Organism: Lizanozyma spartinae
Lineage: Eukaryota; Fungi; Ascomycota; Pichiomycetes; Serinales; Debaryomycetaceae
Product: tRNA dimethylallyltransferase
Exons: 1
Coding region: 1-1335 (444 amino acids)
Biological process (GO): tRNA modification
Cellular component (GO): mitochondrion
Molecular function (GO): tRNA dimethylallyltransferase activity; ATP binding
Source: RefSeq, a predicted model, not a curated record